Molecule: messenger RNA, 1647 nt
Organism: Penicillium bovifimosum
Lineage: Eukaryota; Fungi; Ascomycota; Eurotiomycetes; Eurotiales; Aspergillaceae
Product: MFS transporter
Exons: 3
Coding region: 1-1647 (548 amino acids)
Biological process (GO): transmembrane transport
Molecular function (GO): transmembrane transporter activity
Source: RefSeq, a predicted model, not a curated record
AUGGAGAUCCCACGGGUAGAUCUGGCCCACACAACUGGCGCUGCGGCAAGCCCAGCGACCUCCUUCUCGACCUCCGAUUCCGAACAUGAUGAUGUCGGACGCCCCGAUUAUCUCGAUCUACCAGUCCGCGUUGUCAGUGAUACUGCCGACUUUCGUGAAUAUACCGAAGAGACUGCGGCUGGUGAAAUCAUUAAGCCCAUCAAGUCCAAUGUGACCGGUAAAAUGGAGGAUUGGAAGAUGGUGACCUUCACCCUCGACGACAAGGAUAACCCCAAGAACUGGUCUAAGCUAUACAAGUGGUACUGCACCAUGGUGGUUGCCUGGACCUGUUUCGUUGUCGCCUUCGCCAGUAGUGUUAUUACCGCCGACAUCGAAGGACCUAUCGAGGACUUCGGCAUCAAGCGUGAAAUCAGUUUGCUUGUUAUUACAGUUUUCGUUAUUGGGUUCGGUCUCGGCCCAAUGGUCUUUGCUCCCAUGUCAGAGAUGUUCGGACGUCGACCUGUAUACGCUGUCACCCUUGGGAUCGCCGUUGUUUUCGUCAUUCCUUGUGCCGUUUCCAAGAACAUCGGAACCCUCAUUGCUUGCCGUCUGAUUGAUGGUAUUGCCUUCAGUGCUCCCAUGACUCUCGUCGGUGGUACUCUGGCAGAUCUUUGGAAGAGCGAGGAGCGAGGAGUUCCCAUGGCAGCUUUCAGUGCUGCGCCUUUCAUUGGACCCGCCAUCGGCCCUCUUGCUGGUGGCUUCUUGGCUGAUAACUGUGGCUGGCGCUGGUUGUACUGGAUCCAGCUCAUUCUCUCCUUUAUCGCCUGGGUUCUGAUCACUUUCACUGUCCCCGAGACCUACGCACCAAUCCUGCUGAAGCAGCGUGCUGCCAAGCUUCGCAAGGAGGAGAACGACCCCAAGUACACUACCGAAGCUGAGCUCGAUCCUCGUCCCACGAGCGAGAAGCUGCGAAUCUUCCUCUUCCGCCCCUUCCAGCUCCUGUUCCUCGAGCCCAUCGUUCUGUUUAUCUCUCUCUACAUGUCAGUUCUGUACGGCUUGCUCUACAUGUUCUUUGUUGCCUACCCCGUCGUCUACCAGGGUGGCAAGGGGUGGAGUGCAUCUUCCACCGGUCUAAUGUUCAUCCCCUUGGCCAUUGGUGUGCUCAUGAGCGCUGCCUGUGCUCCCUUUGUCAAUAAGCACUACCUCAAGAUCUCUGCCCAAUACGGUGGCAGACCCCCUGCGGAGAAGCGUUUGAUCCCCAUGAUGUGGUCUUGCUGGCUCAUUCCUAUCGGUCUCUUCAUCUUCGCUUGGACCUCCUACCCCCGUAUCCAUUGGAUCGGACCUGCCAUGGGAGGCUGGCCCGUUGGAUUCGGUUUCAUCUUCCUUUACAACUCCGCCAACAACUACCUUGUCGAUACCUACCAGCACCAGGCAGCAUCUGCCCUCGCAGCCAAGACCUUCAUCCGUUCUAUGUGGGGUGCCUGUACCGUCUUGUUCACUGAGCAAAUGUACGAACGUUUGGGCUUCCAGUGGGCCAGUUCGCUCCUUGCCUUCAUUGCUCUGGCUUGCUGCGCUAUUCCUUAUGCCUUCUACUUCAAGGGUGAGGCCAUUCGCCGCUUCUCGCGGUAUGCCUUCAGCGAUGAUGAGGAGACUCCCAUCAAGGCUUAA